Oldenlandia corymbosa var. corymbosa is the source of this 1932-nucleotide messenger RNA. The record is from the annotation of a GenBank genome assembly. Lineage: Eukaryota; Viridiplantae; Streptophyta; Magnoliopsida; Gentianales; Rubiaceae.
AAUUUUUAUUGGCAAAACAGAAGGGUGAGUUUGAAACGUGUUAGUAAAUAAAAGGGCCAAUUCGGGAUGAAACAAAAAUAUUUGGGUCAAAUUGAAAAUUUCUAUUUUGUGAAAUUGCAAUUUUCAGUUCAGACUUCAGACCUGGACUACAGAAGUUGACUUCACCACUGUAAUCAAAGAUCUCCAAGGCAGCUUUUUGAGUUCCGGAGCAGUGGGCAUAGCUACGAUGAACCCUAGAAUGGCUCCGAGAAUGCAGAGCGUUGUCAGAUUCUUAAGUUUCCUUGCCUGUGCAAUUCCUUUCGUGGCGAUUUUGGGCCUCUCGUUCUCCCCGGAAAACCCCACGGAUCGCCGGAUUUUGGUUUUAGUUGACGAUUUGGCAAUUAAAUCUUCUCACUCUAUUUACUUCAAGUCACUUCAGAGCCGAGGAUAUCAACUUGACUUCCAACUCGCCGAUGACUCCAAGAUCGCUUUACAUAGAUAUGGCCAGUACUUAUAUGACGGAUUGAUUCUAUUCUCUCCUUCGAUUGAGCGAUUUGGAGGCUCCAUUAAUACAGCUGCAAUCGCGGAAUUUGUUGAUUCUGGUCAUGAUUUAAUUAUUGCGGCUGAUGAAUCUGCCUCUGAUUUGAUUCGAGAAGUUGCCGCUGAAUGUGGAGUUGAUUUUGACGAGGACCCUGGAGCUGUGGUCAUUGACCAUACUAGUUACGCAGUCUCAGGUACAGAUGGGGACCACUCUCUAAUUGCUGCUGGUGAUUUUAUCAAGUCUGCCGCAAUCUUGGGAAGCAAGACUGUUGAGGCCCCCAUACUUUUUCGCGGGAUCGGACACUCAGUGAAUCCUGCCAAUAACUUGGUUUUGAAGGUUCUUUCAGCAUCUCCAGCAGCAUAUUCAGCAAAUCCAAAAACCAAGUUAGCAAAUCCUCCAGCAAUUUAUGGAUCGUCAAUCUCUUUUGUUUCCAUUGUGCAGGCUAGAAAUAAUGCCCGAGUGCUGAUCUCUGGCUCAUUGAAAAUGUUCAGCGACCAAUUUUUCCUAUCUGGGGUACUGAAAGCUGGAAGUCCAAUCAAGCACAAGAAAUCUGGUAACGAGCAAUUCUUGACUGAAAUAAGCAAAUGGGUUUUCCAUGAGAGGGGCCACCUUAAGGCCGUGAAUGUGAGACAUCAUAAAGUUGGAGAGGUUGAUGAACCCUUAAUGUACAGGAUCAAUGAUGAUCUGGAAUACUCUGUUGAAAUCUUCGAGUGGUCUGGAGCCAGUUGGGAACCAUAUGUAGCAAAUGAUGUUCAAAUACAAUUUUACAUGAUGAGUCCUUAUGUUUUGAAAACUAUGUCUACUGAUCAGAAGGGCAAAUAUCAUGCUUCUUUCAAGGUUCCAGAUGUUUAUGGAGUUUUCCAGUUUAAGGUGGAGUACCAGAGACUUGGGUAUACAAGCUUGAGCCUAUCAAAGCAGAUCCCAGUUCGUCCAUUCAGACAUAAUGAGUAUGAGAGAUUUAUUACAGCAGCUUUCCCUUACUACGGGGCAUCGUUCUCAAUGAUGGCUGGAUUUCUUGUUUUCACCAUUGUUUACUUAUACAACAAGUAAGACCAUCCCAAGCAGAGUGAUCGAAGAUUCACCGAAUCGACAGCAUUCGAGUAUAGGUCUUAGGUCCUCCAUGUUUGUGCCAGAGGAGCUGCUUGCAGUUCAGUUUUGUAUUUAGUGAGGCUGCAUUGAACUAUAUGAUAUACAGAUUACUAGUCUCUAAAUUAAAUAUCUUAUGAUGAAGUAUAAAUACUUUCAGCUAGAGGCAAGAGCAAUCCUCGCGAACUUUUAGCGAAGAUUACUCUGUUCCUUAAUGAUAGUGUCACCAGAUUAUUGAGCUUAAUUUAAAUCCCAUAGUUUAAGUUUAUCUCACGACAAGGAGUUUCAACUUUCAAGUGUAGUCUUGUGGUAUCGGCAUUCUUUUG